Molecule: messenger RNA, 10651 nt
Organism: Trichosurus vulpecula (common brushtail)
Lineage: Eukaryota; Metazoa; Chordata; Mammalia; Diprotodontia; Phalangeridae
Product: leucine-rich repeat-containing protein 14-like
Exons: 4
Coding region: 243-1730 (495 amino acids)
Cellular component (GO): cytoplasm
Source: RefSeq, a predicted model, not a curated record
AGCCCCGCCCCUCCGCGCGUACCGAGCCGGAUCUAUUUUUCGUGGCGGAGGGAGGUAGUUGGUCUCUGAGAGACAGCAAGUGCAAUAACUGUGGAAGAUCCCGACGGGGACGACGGCAGCGGCGACGACAGCGGCCGCGCCCGUGCCCGGGGUUGAGGCACGGCUUGGCCCCGGGGCUCCGGGGUGAUCAGGUGCUUCCCCAUCUAUGUCUCCUGAGCAUCUGGUGAACAUUACUUGCAGCCAUGCAUUCCCUGGUGUUCCUGUGUGCCCGUCAGGUGAUCCAGGACCAGGUCUUUGCAUGCCAGGCCCUGGCAUUCCUGCCCCAGGAGCUAUAUGCAGUCCUAUUCAAGGCAGCCUUCUUAGACAGAAAAACAUUGGUGCUGCAGAAGCUGGUACAGAUGUGGCCUUUCCCUCUCCUUAGCUUCCAGCAGCUACUGCGCGAAAAUUCAGAUUGCCGCCGGAUUCCACUACAGGAAAGGCCAACAAAGGAGAGUGUACAGGCUGUGAUCCUGGGGCUCUCUGCACGACUAAGGGAGCCACCCCCCCGCAGGAAGCUGCAGUUGCAGUUGUUGGACAUGACAGGAAUUCUGGAUUCUGGCUAUGAGGAAGACCUCACAACCAUGACCAUGUGGUCCCGCACUGUGUCUGUGAUCCAGACCUGCAUCAUGGGUCAGCUAAACAAAUCGUUAAGACAGAGACGUCGACGGGCCAAGCGCAAGAAGGCAGUACCACCCAUCUAUACUCCUACCCCUAUUGAGGUUCGAGUAGAUCUUCGGGUAACCCACAGCUCCUAUGGGUUUCUAAAGGAUACUUUACAGACAAGUGCUUUUAGCCCUCUGCGCCUUUGUUGUCGAGAUUUCCGGGCUGAAGAACUCCCUCUGAAUAGCACUGUGGAUAUGUUGGAGUUACUGGAUCCCAUGCACUUGCGCCGAGUGGACCUGUGCUUCAAUAGCCUGGAGUUAUCUGGUCUUUGUGAACUCAUGGCCUCUGUCGUGAAGUUCACCAACUUGCUGAGCCUUAAACUACAGUACAGCUACGUGGACCUAUGGCAGCUCUCAACUGAGGCAGAAGACAGCUUCCGUUUAUUUAUCUCUGAGCUUAAUAAGUUGAACUGCCUCAAAGAGCUCAAUAUGGGUUCCUCUUGCCUUUCUGGUCGGCUGUCUCAGUUGCUCAGCAGCCUACAGGGUCCCCUGGAAAGCCUGGAACUGGCCUUCUGCUAUCUCCUCCCCACAGACUUGAGGUACUUGGCCCAAAGCCCACAUGCCACCCACCUUAAGAAGUUGGACCUCAGUGGCAACAACCUUUCAGGUGCCCUCCUGGGCCCUUUUCAGGCUGUGCUGAAGGCAGUCUCCACCUCUUUGAAGCUCCUGAAUGUGACCGAGUGUGAGCUCAUGGACACCCAUCUUAUCUCCACCUUACCAAGUCUGUGCCGCUGUGUCCAUCUCCACUACCUUGGUCUCUAUGGCAAUCCCCUCUCUACCUCUGGACUCAAAACCCUAUUGCUUCGGUCAGAGGUACUGCCUGAGCUCCAGCUGGUGGUAUAUCCAUUUCCUGUGGACUGCUAUGAGAUUUUGCCAUGGCCACCCCCUGCUGCUAUCCUCCUGGAUGAGGAGAAGUUUGCUCAUGUCCAGGCUGAAUUACGCCAGAUGUUACUGUCAGCUGACCGAGCUAAUGUGCUGUGGACCACUGAUGUCUAUGGUCCUAACAUGCCUGACUACUUUAGCUUAUAACUGGUGGGCUGCCUGCCAGGGAUGGAGAGGACCUCAUAGCCAUCCAUUUUUCCUGGACUUGAGAGGAGAUUGCCGGUAGCUCCUGUACUGACUCUUAAUGGGGCACACAAGGAGUCUUGAGGCCUUCUCUCCUGUUGCUUGUCAUCUUUAAAUACUAGGAAUUCUAGCUUGUCUAGCAGAGGCAUGGAGCUAACUUUAUAGUUUGGGAGUGGGAGGGAUUGGGGAGGGUAUGUCUGUUGGAGUAAUAUUUACGAGAACACACCACGCUUAUGAGACCCCAGGAGAGCUAGGUUACCUUCUAGUAUAUCAUAUAUCAAAAGUGGGUCAGAGGGACUUACAGAGUCCUGUCAAUGACGCCAGAUAAACCAGGCCAGGUGUUCAGAAAAGGUUGUCUUUACAUAUGUCUGGUUUACUCUCUAUAUCAGUCCCAAGGGAGUGAAGAGAGCCUUCAUAUUUCUCUACUUUAUAAGGCUUAUUCUUAUGUCCUCAGGACAUACUGGGCUGAUUUAGCCCAGAUGAGCACUUAAAGUCCUAUUAUAGUGCUCAGUUGAUGGUUGAGUAUACCAAGGAGACUCAUGAGUUUUCUCUGGCCAGUAUGAAAUACUGGUGUUAGGGUUUGGUUUCAGAGUCCCUUAGAAUCUAACUCUAGCCAUCCAGUGGGCUCAACGUGCUUACUUAGUUCUGACCCAUAGUGACGUUUUUUGUGGAUAAAUAACUAAUAUAAACAAGUAGCAUGGACUUUCUUAGUAUUGCCCAUUAAAUUCUGUGGUUGGACAUUUAGGUGUUUGGGGAUAUUUGAAUUGACCAAUCAAACCAUGAGUGUAGUCCCAGAGUAGAAGUCUCUUUGUCUUCUUUGAUAAUACUAUCUUUAGAUUGAGUGAGGUCCCCCUAUGUUUUUUGAUGUUUUCUUUUUGAUAUAUAUUUCCUGUUGUAUCUUCCAGGUGAUUGUGUAGGAGCUGGAAAGUUCUCCAAAUGGAUUCCCUAUUGUCUUUUCCCAGGUUGUUGUUUGAGUUCUUGUUCAUUUUAGGGGAGAGUGUCUAAGUAGUCCAUAUUUAAGGUUGGUUCCUCAUGGGGGUAACUUCGCAUAGCACAGGGACUAGAUGUGAGUCACCCUUCUUGCCUGAAGUUAUCCUUAAAUGUAUGCCACCUUUUCAUUUAAGAGGGGUUCUAUUCUACCAAGGUGGAAUAGGGGACCACUGUAGUGAAAAUCAGGUUCUCUGGUUUCUUUGUAUUCUUCAUAUAACAUCCUUUGACGCAUUACAUACUACAGCAUUAUACAAAUUACAAAGCUUAAUUCCAAUAAAAUCCAAACAAAUUUCUUAUUGUUUGGAUUUGAUUCUGCAGAGCCAGUAGCUUGGCCACCGUUUGGUACAGAUCCAGAAGGCUUUGUUUGAAUGGAAGUGCUCCUUUGGUUGCUAUAGGGAGUGUCCCGUUUCUUGAAGGAACAUUAAUGCUUGACAAGUAACGUUAGAUAAGAUCUGCAUCUCCUGCUGUGCUUUCAAGGGGUAUACUUCUAUUGCUUAUGCCUUCUACAUUUGUAUAUAUGUAUAUCCCUUGACAAUUACAGCAGAUUCCCUGAGUGAAAGUAAGUGAUAAAGAUAAUAACAAAAAUAAACCGGCUUGGAUUUUAUAUCCAGAAAGCAGUUCAGUGAUUAACAAUAAAAUAUAUUUAUACAUACAUAUACACCUCUUCUUACUCUAGCAUGGUUCACAUUUCUUGUAGUCCUUUUUUUAAUCUCAAAAGCAUACUUUUAACUCUAAACAAGUGAGAAGUCUUGAAUGGUUUUAGAGCCAAAUUAGUCUCCAAGUUAUUCCACUUCUAGUAUAACAGUGCACAAUCCACAUAAGUAGCAGAUACAUCAGUCAGCAGAAUAUUUUCUUGUACUUUAAACUCUCACCUUGCAUAUAAAACCAUAUUUUCAUACCUUUGGACACAUGUAUACAUUUAAAAUUUACUUGAAUAAUAGGUUAUUUUUCAAGACAUUCAAACUACUAAUUUUCCUGAAGGGAGGAGUCACAAAUAUGACUAUAUUUGGUUCCUGUGCAGAGUUAUUGUUAAUUCUUCCAAAUGCUUAAAGUUCUCUCAGUACCUAUGAAAUGAAUUCAAACAUUAAUACUUCUUCAGGUAAAAAGUUAAAAAACUAAUUUUCCUGACUGUUACUCUUUCAUACAGCCAGGAAUAAUGGGUGGAUUUCUAACAUUUCCUUGUUUGUCUGUUUGCUUCUUUGUGCUGGGGUUAAUUUCUGAACUAAAGGUUAUAGACACUAACAUUCUCAAGAUUAUAUCUUUACCCUCAUUAUCUGUGGCUGGUAUGGUACAUAUAGUCCUGCUGCUGGUUCAUUUUUAAUAUUUUAGUUGGCAUUGUUUUUCUGAUUCUAAAUUCUUAAUCUCUUUAAAGCCUAAUUUCAGGGGAACUGACAUGAAUGAUUCUGCUAGAACUAAGAGCCUUUGUUAUCCAAGGAGUAGACGCAGGGUAGGGGUUCUUAACAUUUUGUGUCAUGGACCCUCUUGGUGCUGAUGAAGCCAGUGGAUCCCUUCACAGAAUAAUAUUUUUAAAUGCCGAGUAAAAUACUCUGAUUACAAAGAAAUCUAAUUAUAUUGAAAUUCACUUUUAAAAUUUUUUUUUAAGCAAGUUCCUGGAUUCCUAGGUUAAAGGAGACAUUGGGCCACCAACUUGUGCUGUGGUUUAGCUAUGGAGGGGUAUGGGUGACAAAGUGUCUGCUACUGAUAACCCAGGAAAUUAUGUGCCUAAAUUCAUUGUAGUUUUUCUACCCCAAGGGGUUCAUACCUUUUUGAUAGAUUUAGUUGAGUUAGACACAUGUGUGUCAUGACGCAGGGUUAUUAUGAGAGCUUUGAAUUUUCUUAGGGAUCCACAGAGAAGGAAUUUUUUUAUGCUAACAAUAGAAUGGACUUUAACACAGGAGUUAUCUAUAAUUUUUAAGGGGUCUUGCUUCAGAAGAUUGGCCCAAGCUCAUGAAAAGGCAAAUCAGUAGGAAAGGUCAGUACUUCAUUCCUCUCUUGAAAUAUGCUAACCUACGAAUAGGCUAGGAACAGAGUAAACUGCCUUUUGAACUAAGGGGUCAAAUCUUAGAACCUUAGAAAUGGGAACCUUUGAAAGUGGGAACCUUAGAAAUUGUCUAGUCCAGGGGUGAGGAACCUGUGGUCUCAAGGCCCCAUGUGGCCCCCUAGGUCCUCAGGUGUGGCCCUUUGACUGAAUCCAAACUUCACAAAACAGAUCCCUUAAUUUUGUUCUGUAAAACUUGAGACUCAGUCAAAAAGCUUCACCCGAGGACCCAGAAUGCCACAUGUGGCCCCAAGGCCUCAGGUUCCCCACCCCUGGUCUAGUCCAACCUGCUGAUGUUACACAUUAGGAAACUAAAAGCCAGAGAAGUUACAGAGCUGGAGUUCAAACCUUUAUUUUCUGAUCCCCAAUUCAUACAUUUCCUGUGAAUACUAUGCAGUCUGUUUUUCCUAUUGAGAUAUAAUGGUGAUUUUAUCUCUUAGAUAUCUCUUGGUGUAGGAGCAUUAUUAAUACAGUUGCUGGGGGUUUAGAGUAGAGUUUGGUGGGAAAGGUAAUCAUGUUCACUGCGAUAAGAGGAUGCAGUGUUCUGAGUCUUAGUGGCAGUGAAGGGUAUCUUGGGUUUUUUUGCUUUCUUUUAAAUUAAGGGACUCCCAGGAAGUAAAUGGGGAUAAAGAACUGCUAUUUUCACCUCAUAGGGGAAGUAAAAGAGACUAGAUGUUAAUUUCCUGUCUUCUGAAGAUUUCAGGGAAGGUAGCAAGACAAAAAGUAGCAUGAGGUGUCUAGCCUAGAUAAAAACCACAAUAAGAAAUGAAAAUGUUGGAAACAAACAUAACCAGAAUAUUUAAAAUCGACUUGAAUGUAAAAAAGAAAUGGUAGUGGUUGGUCAGGGCACAAUUUAAAAAAUUCUCCUCUUCAAAAAAGAACAUCAAAGUGCCAAGCGCAUGAUGGAGGAAAUGCUACGAAGGCUGGAACAAAACUCACUUGGUAAAUGAUGAAGGACAAUGAAAGAAGACAAGAAUUUUUUAAAAGGCCGAAAGGGAGAAAGAGGACAAAUUCAAGAAAUUUUACUGGAUAGUUCUGGAUCUUUAGCAAUAAAGACUAGGAUAAUAGGGGAUCGAAUUUGGCAUUGAGAAUAAUAGGAUUAAAGGUUGAUAAAAGCUGGGUCCAGUACUUGGAACAAGUAUUUCCAAGAUUAAAGUAGGGCUCAGAUGGACCUUGAGCUUUUUGUUCUAGGGUUUCUAGGUUCUAACUGGGCCAGUGUAGAAGCAGGGUGAGUAUAGAACGUUAACCUUGAGAUGGUUUUCAGAGAAUUAAGAAAAUUUUUCCAUAUCUGAAACAAAACCAGCUUUAGAAAGUGAAAGAAUUCAUUAGCUCUCAUUUAGGAAGAAACCGUACCAAAAGACUCCAUGGCACAUAGAGGUGAAAUUCCCAAACUCAGAUAAAGGAAAAUUUCUCCAAGCAACAACAACAAAAAAAAGUAUAUACAGCGUGUUUCAGAAGUCUUAAGUGAAGUUUAAAGCUGUGAUAAUAUGAAGCUUUAGUGCUUUAGCAGUAUAUUUAAAACUUUUGGCAUGCCUUCUAUAAAAGUUUCCAUUAGGUUACAACCUCUAAUUUUGUAUAUAUGUUAUAUGAGAUGAAAGAAAAAGCUCCCAAACCUCAUAAAACCAAAACAUGAGGUAAGAUCUGAGGGUAAAUUGAGUGCCAAAGAACUAAAUGCCCUUUUCUAAAGUCAGAAAAACAUUCACUAAUAAGUCAUAUAGAAAUCAUUAUGAGAAGCCCAUAAUUCAUUCACAUGGAUCUCUGAAAUGUGUUGGGGCAACAUCGACACUUUAAAAGCAUAACAUGUUAAAUUACUGUGGCCAGAGAGGCUCUUUAUGUUCAAUUAUUAGAAAAUAGAUUAAGGUACACAAUUUUACAUAAGAUAAAAUCAAGCAUGAGUGAUAUAAUUUUAUUUUUAAAAGGGAGACAUCAGUGAAUCGUUAUGUGAAUUUAAGACAAUAACACAAAAAGGGUAUGGAGAAGGAACAAGUAAACAAACUCCAAAGCACAGCCCUAGGUUCCAAUAGAUGGGUCUAAGAUCAUAUAAAUGUACACACCUAGUUAAGAGUACAAUAAAUAAUACAAAUCAUAUGUGGUUUAGACAGGUAUAGGGAAUAGUUGUAGAAGAGAGAGAUUCCUUCUGAUUAUAAAAGCCCUCACUCCAAAAAAUUCAUUUGUAGUUUUCAACAGAAAUAGAUUUUUAAAAGGAUAGAAGAUAUGUCAAAUUUAAUAGUUAUAACAGUGAAUAUAAACAGACUAAAAUUCUGUGAAAGUUUUAUAGCCUGGUUAAAAAUUAAAUGUCAAUAACAUGUCUUCAUGAAACACUUAAAAAAUGGAACAGAUGAUAGUAAUAACUUAUUUCCAUAGUGGUUUAAGACUUAAAGGGCUCUACUUUCACAGCAACCCCAUUUUACAGAUGAAUACAUUGAAGCCCAGAGAAUUUAAGUAACUCAGAGUGCCCAGAGUCACAUCAGUAAGUGUUCUGACUGUAUAUUUACAUAUACAGUUAUUUAUGUAAUGACUACAUAGCUAGCUCUGGCUAGUACUUGAACUCAUGCCUCCUGACUCUUAAGACCAGUGUGUUCUUCAUGAUAUCAUACCACUUUCUAAAAAUCUAUAAUCUAGAUGCUAAUAUAAGAAAAGUAGGAUUAUCCAUUAAAGUAACAUUUAUUUUUUCUGAUUUGAACUCUGUUUUGAGACAGGUGAGAAUGUUAUAUGUGAAAGGCAUAAUGAAUAACAAAAGUAGAAUGAUAGUGAAUGGAUAUGAAUAUGCUAUGUGGAAGAAAAAGUUAACAGCACCACAAGAACAGAGAGCUAAUACUUAGGAGUCUUUCAUCAUCAGAAAAUGACCCACAAAAUAAGUAGAGAAAUCACAUACCUAACAAUGUAAAGAAAACACUAUUGUGUCCUCUUCAGUACUGAAUCUGUUAAUUCCAUCUUAAAUUCACAACCCCAUUUUAUAGGCGAGACUGAGAAAAAAAAUUACAGAACUUUGAAACAUCAGAUAUUACUGUACUAUGUCAGAGAAGUUAAACGAAAAAAAGGACAGAUACUUACUUAACUAUAACAUACCUAGAUUGACCCAGCAGACAAAAAAAAAGUUGAAGGGAUCAGUUAUUGAGAAAAUACCUGGGAAUUAUGAAAUAACUUUGCCCACUGUCUUGCGCAGAAGGACCUUGUAGUUUUUUAAAACAACAAAGAACAAAUAAUACUAAUCACAAUUUUUUUUUCUAAACGUGUUAGUAUCCAGUGCUCAGUUUCUUUUUUGAGGCAGAUACAAUUUUGAUGUUUUGACAGGCUGCAUGAAAUAGUGGAUGACCUGCCUCAGAGCUAAGAACUCCAGGGUUCAAGUCCUGCUUUUGACAUAUGUGGUGUUUGACCUUGGGCAGGUCACUUGACUUCUCAGUGUUUUAGCCAACUCUCUAAGACUGUGAGUUGUAGUGAAAGUGCUAACCUCCUACUGUGAGAAGUUUCUUCAUUAGAUAAUUCUCUAUACUGGUGAAAUCAGAGGUCCAGUUCUUAUCCCUGUGAUUUUAGUCUCAAAAUAAAAGCCAAACUCAACAUCAAGUUAUUCGCCAUGAUGAAAUAAGGUUUAUCCAGAGUUUAGAGAUCUUAAUUUGAAGGGUAAGGAAUGAGACAAUAUCAUUUUAUGUUUGUAAUUUUCCUGAUACUGAACCAGCCUUACAUUCCUGAUAUAAAUCCCACCUGGGCAUAGUAUAAUCUCUUUGAUAUAUUGCUGUGGUCUCCCUACUAGUAUUUUACUUAAAAUUUUUCUAUCAGUAUCCAAAUAUUACUCAUUAGAAAAGCCCUUCCCAUUAAAAACUGGAAGCAAAUACCUACUAGAUAUUACUGUGUGACAAAGUACAAGAAAAACUAGCAAUUGAAAUAAAAUAUGAAAGAGAAAUUGGAGGCACAAACAUUGAAAAGGAAAAGAUAAUCACUGAUAUUAUAAACCUAGAAAAGCUAAGGGAUUUUAUUGAUGACCAAUUAGAGCAAAUUAACAAGUUAUAGGAUACAAUGUACAAAAAUUGUUCAUUUUAUAUGGCAACAAUAGCAGAAGAAUCAAUAAUCUCAUUUACAAUACUAACAAAUAUUAAAUAUUUGGAAAUUCACAAUGAUGAACAAAUGAAAAAUUUAUGUAAGAAACUAUAAAACAAUGAUGAAGGCUUGAAAAAUAGCAGGAAUCUAGUCUAGGGAGCAGGGUUGCAGGGGGAGGGGGAAGGGCGGAGUGAUGCAACUAAUCCAGUUGAUUUGAAGACUUAAUACGAUACUGAUAAUUUAUAUGGAACUGGUUAGUGUGCUUUACUUGGAAAACAACAGGGCAAGGAAAUACAUCCACCAGAGGUUGUACUUGAGGCAAGAUGGAGAGGGAUUCAGAGCCUUUGUAGGCAUUAACAAAAAGUCUAAAAUUACUAUUAAAGCUUGUACUGUGCAAGCUAGAAAAUGGCAUAGAAUAUAGACAAAAGGUAUAGGGUGAACUUACUGAUUUUAAUAGGGAAAGGAAUAAUUCAGUUGCUUUUGAGGAAAGUAAUAAAUAUGGAAGAAAGUAACCUUGGAUCCUUAUAUGAUAUACAGUGAUAAGCUCCACCUAAAUUGAUGAGUUACAUCUUUAAUAAUAUCACUUUUUAAGAAGUUGAAAAGUACAUAAGGAUACUUAUCCUGAAAAUGGAAGACAAAUUCUUGGUAAUCAAAAGAUUAUUUGAAACAAAGUUAUCAGGCUUGACUAUAUAUAAAUAAAACAUGUAUAGCAUAGGACUAAGAAGGGCAACAUCAAGAAAAAUUUUCACCUUGGAUAUGUCAUGAAUUUAUAAGCAUAAUAUCAAGUUCCUAAUCAGCAAAUGGCCAAAAGAUAUGUACAGACAAUUCAUAAGACAGGAAUCCAACAUAGUGAAUGUUUAAAAAAAAUGUAAAGUCUCCAGCAAUUAACAACUUAAAGAUGCCUAUGAUCAUUGUUAAAACAUUUGAAGGAUGGUGAGUUAGGAAGAUUGUUCUUUGUGGUCCCAGAGGGACCAGGAAAAAUGGGUUGAAGUGGUAUUGAGGCAGAUUUAAACCUGUUAUAAGAAAAAAACUCAACAAAUAGAGUUGUCCUGUAGUAGAAGAGAUUAUCUGGGGAGGUAGUGAGUUUCCCAGUGCUGGAGAUCUUCGGCUUGGUGGUCGCAAUUAGGCAAUUAGACUAGAUACUCCAGAAAGUUCUUUCUGAUUCUAUAAUACUACAUCAUUUCCACCAGCUUGGGGGGAACUAUUAAAAAUUCUGAAAACCCAAUGGUGGGAUGGUGAGAAAAAAGUGUUUCUGGCACAGCACAAAUGAAUUUGUGUUUCUGAAGUGCAAAUUGGCAGUGCCCAGCAAGAAUUAUAAACUUGGCCAUGUGACCCAGUGAUCCUAAUAUUGGGAAUAUCCCCCCAAGGAAAUAACUUCUUAAAAAAACCCCUUUGUUUAAAGCUUUAUUUGAAAUAGUGGGAAAACUGGAAAUAGUCUAAAUGUUAAACUGCUGGGGAAUAGAUGGAUUGGGGUUAGGGUCAGGGAGAAAGAACAUGGCACAUCAACAUGAAGGUGACUCUCCCUGCAAUGUAACAAAUACUAAGACUGGAAGUAAGAAAAGUGCAAAAUGGAGUAAUGCCAUAUGAAAAAAAAUCAGAACUGAAGUGCCAUAUUUUAUUUUUUAAUGUGUUGGUCAAAUACCACAUCCAUGGAAGGAGUACAUAGUGUAUGUAUAAGUAUGUGUAGAUAUGUUAAUGUAGAGAAUUUUAAAGCUCAGAAGGAGAGAUAAAGUUGAUAAGUUGCCAUGUCUAUGUGCAUGUUUAAAUAUACUUUUUGUUGUAAAAGUGGAUAGACUCCAAAUAAAAUUUUUGGAAAAAAAAA